AGUUGGAAUGUUAUACUCCUCUCCAUCUUCGUUUAUAUUCUUCUUGAUUUUCUCUCCAUUUCUUUGUUUGAAAAAAAUCAACAAGCAAAGAUGCUGUGAUUUUGUGAAGGUUAACUUUAGGUCCUUCAAUCUUUGAAAGUGGUUGACAAAAAGAUGCAACCAAUUUGUUAAGGCAAAAGAGAGUAUGUGAAGCUGUGAAGUUGUGAAGUUGAAGGUUAACUUGACGUCCUUCAAUCUUAUUGAGGCUGAAGAUUUCUUUGAUGUCAAGGAGGAGAGACACUAUGGAUGUCCUUUGUCAGGCCUAAACAUCGGACUACUUCAACAAUUCUUCCACGUCCAAACUUAGCCACGUCGUUGAGAUCUUGGGAUUUCUCAUUCAUGAAAGCAUUAUUAAGGGAUAGGACACGUCAGCAUAAGAAGCUUUCAAAUAAGUUGAUCAAUGCUUUGCUAGUAGUAUAUGCCCUGAUCCUUACUACCACCUACCAAGCUUGCCCUAGCCCACUAAAAGAUCAGUUCUUACUUGAAAGGAUUAGUAAAAGGGAUGGAGGGCUUGGGGUUAAGGAUCUUAGACUUUUUAAUCAAGCAUUACUUGGAAAGUGGUGGGGUAGAUUGGCCAAGGGUUCUCCUGGGUUGCUUUUUAACCUGAUUAAAGAAAAAUAUAGGUAUGACGGUGGAAAUUGGUGUAACUGGGUAAAAGAAGGGGAGAGCGCAAGGUCCAAUUGGUGGAAGGAUUUGUGCAGGCUAGAUGUACUAGAGGAGAAUAAAAGGGGUUGGCUGUCUGAGGGCUUCCAGAUUAGGAUCAGUAAUGGAGAGAAAGGCUUCCAAAUUAGGAUCGGGAAAGACAACAUAAUUGAUGAGAUGGGUAGAUGGGAAGACAACAAAUGGGUUUGGAACCUUCCUUGGAGACGCACCCCACACUCUUGGGAGCAAGAUUCCAUGCAAGAUUUCAACAAGCUUCUCAAGGAGACCAACCUGACCAUAGGGAAGGAAGACACUUGGACCUGGGAACGAGAUCAGUUGGGUGAUUACUCUACAAGCUCAAGAUACACUGCUUUGGUCCAACAUCAACCCUCACCAUACCGAAAAGUUUUUGAGAAGAUUUGGAACCCCCUUAUUCCUCACAAAGUCUAUGGAUUCACUUGGUUACUACUACUUGAUAGGAUUCCCUCAAAAUUCAACUUGUUGAAAAGGGGAUUAAUUAAGGAGAUGGAGGCUGUUAAGUGUAGCCUUUGUGGACGGAAUGUGGAAGACAGCAACCAUCUUUUUCUCCACUGCUCAGUUACUGCAAAAAUCUGGUCAAUGUGCUUCGAAUGGUGGGGUUUCUCCAUUGCUAUUGCUGGUUCAUGUUGGGAUUCUUUCAUCCAACAUGAAUCCUUAGCUACUAAAAGUAGUGAACGACUGGGUUGGAUUAUAGUGUGGUUUUCUCUUGUCUGGACCAUUUGGACUACCAGGAAUGAGAUAAUCUUUAGAGGUAAAUCGAUGGAUUUGACAAAGACUUUCGAUCAAGUUCAAGCUCAAGCCUUCCUCUGGGUCAAGAGCAAAGGAAAUGAAGUACAUUUCUCUGACUGGAUCUUAAACCCCAAGUGCUGCAAGUUUUUGUAAAUGGGUCUCCCAACGCUAUACUGUUUUUUGGUUCUUCAUUCUAUUAGGGAUUGACUAAUGUAUACUGGUUUGGGUACCCCUUGUACUCAUUCAAUUAAAUCUUUUGCCUUUC
Molecule: messenger RNA, 1714 nt
Organism: Rubroshorea leprosula
Lineage: Eukaryota; Viridiplantae; Streptophyta; Magnoliopsida; Malvales; Dipterocarpaceae
Source: the annotation of a GenBank genome assembly